UCAAUCCACAGCAAGCACAACAAGGCAGCUAUUAAACUCACUUUCAAUAAAAAGUAAACAAGCAAAAAGUAAAUUCGCAGAAAUGGCUUUCAAAUUCAUCGUACUCUCCGCACUUUUGGCCGUCGCCAGCGCUGGUGUCCUGCAACCGAUCACCUACGCUCAUGUCGCCAAUCCCGCCGUGGAUGCCGUCGCCUCCAGCCACCAGAAUGUGGUGCGCACUUUCGAUGGCACCGUCUCGCAAUACUCGAAAACCAUCGAGACUCCUUACUCCAGCGUACACAAGUCGGACACACGCGUCAGCAAUAAUGUCUACCAACCCGCAGUGGCCAAGACUGUUUACGCUGCUCCAGCUCCAGCUGCUGUCUACGCUCAUUCCGUUCCAGUUGCCAGGACUGUGGCUUAUGCCGCUCCAGCCCCAGUGUAUCAUCAUGAAGUGCCCGUUGCCAAGACUGUCACUUAUGCUGCCCCCGCUGUAGCCAAGACUGUCACUUAUGCUGCCCCCGCUGUGGCCAAGACUGUCACCUACUCCGCUCCAGUUCCAGUACCAGUGUACCACCAUGCCGCUCCAGUAGCCACCAAUUACAAUCAAGGCUCCGCUGCCACCACUUACACUCAUAACGCUCCCGGUGUCUCCGGUUAUGGUGCCAGCCAAACCGUCCAUUACUCUCCAGCUGAGACUGCCUCUCACAUGAGCUUCGAUGGUUUCGGUACUCACUGGGUAUCAGUCUAUAAACGAUCAAACAAUUGUAAACAGCAAAAACUUCAAUAUUUUACUUUAUUUAAUUCGCUAAAAGUAAAAUCUACAGAAAUGGCUUUCAAAUUCAUCAUACUCUCCGCACUUUUGGCCGUCGCCAGCGCUGGUAUCCUGCAACCGAUCACCUACGCUCAUGUCGCCAAUCCCGCCGUGGAUGCCGUCGCCUCCAGCCACCAGAAUGUGGUGCGCAACUUCGAUGGUACCGUCUCGCAAUAUUCGAAAACCAUCGAGACUCCUUACUCCAGCGUACACAAGUCGGACACACGCGUCAGCAAUAAUGUCUACCAACCCGUCGUCACCAAGACUGUUUACGCUGCCCCAGCUCCAGCUGCUGUCUACGCUCAUGCCGCACCAGUUACUAAGACUGUGACCUACGCGGCUCCAGCACCCGCUGCCGGUUUGUACACACACGCUACACCCGUUGUUGCCAAGUCUAUCUAUGCUCCCGCUCAACCCCAUGCUCUUGUUGCUGCUCCAGCUGUUGCGAAGACCGUCACUUACUCAGCUCCAGCUCCAGUAUAUCAUCAUGAAGUGCCGGUUGCUAAAGCUGUCAGCUAUGCUGCUCCAGCUCCGGUUUACCACCAAGCCGCUCCUGUAGCAAUCCACUACUCUCCAGCUGAGACUGCUUCGCACAUGAGUUUCGAUGGUUUCGGUACCCACUGGGGUUGGUGA
Bactrocera oleae (olive fruit fly) is the source of this 1426-nucleotide messenger RNA. RefSeq names its product pupal cuticle protein C1B. Lineage: Eukaryota; Metazoa; Arthropoda; Insecta; Diptera; Tephritidae. The record is from RefSeq and is a predicted model, not a curated record.